Messenger RNA from Wyeomyia smithii (pitcher-plant mosquito), 6737 nucleotides. RefSeq lists its product as uncharacterized. Gene Ontology annotation, molecular function: RNA polymerase II transcription regulatory region sequence-specific DNA binding; DNA-binding transcription activator activity, RNA polymerase II-specific. Gene Ontology annotation, cellular component: nucleus; cytoplasm. NCBI's taxonomy places the organism in Eukaryota, Metazoa, Arthropoda, Insecta, Diptera, Culicidae. The record is from RefSeq and is a predicted model, not a curated record. The transcript has 12 exons. Bases 3443 to 6286 code for a protein of 947 amino acids. Gene Ontology annotation, biological process: positive regulation of transcription by RNA polymerase II.
AGUCCGUCAGUCCGCCUGGUGACUUUCGAGCGAGUGGUGUUGUGUUCGAACGCUGGUGCCCCGUGUGCUUUGGAUGCCGCGCGCGCGGUCAGAGUUUCAGUUCACUUACUUUGAAUUGGUAAACAGUUUGUGAUUGAUGGUUGAUUCAACUGUGACUUGUGUUCUGCGGGGAAAACGGUGGAUCCGGUUCUCGGAGAACCUAAAAGUGCAAUCUCUACAGCAAGCGCCCUAGUUAGAGUGAGCUAAGCCACCAGAGGUGACCUUAUGUAACGUGACUCCCGUGCGCGCAUUGACCGUAUCGAGCGCAAUCAAGCCGAAGACGAAUUCGAGAGGCUGAAUGAAAGAUAUUGACUUGAUACAAGUAACCCCAGUAGGUGUAAUUUUUCUUCGUUUCUCGGUUCUCUUGUCAUUGUUAAUUGUUAAUUCUACCCCUUCGAUACGCAUCGAAGUUUUCGAUUAUUUUGGCGAGUUUUUCGCCUUCGACUUAAGAUGAUCUUUUCGGGCUAGCCACACAGUAAAGAAGGUUCAGGAAGAUAACAAAAACGAGUUUCAUCACUGUGACGUGAAGUGAACUGUAUUUUUUUGGUGUGUUUUACUGCGAUGAAGAGCCAUGCGCUUGGGCAGCAAGUAGAAGUGUGAUUGGCGGUUUGUUACUUGAGCCGGUCAGGUUGUUGUUGUUGUUAUUGUGGUUGUGGUUCCUGCUAGAGGUCCAGGCACGGAUAAGCCUACUCAUCGACCCGUGCUGGUGGUUCCAAGUGGGUGACUUGCACUGGAGAGGAAGCUCAGAAGAUGCUUCGUGGCUAGCCUCCGCGCACACACACCAUUACACAUUGGAUGGAAUAUGCUAAUGAGAAUCGACAAGUCAAUAAAUUAUGAACGCAGUUGAAGACGGAUGUUGUUCUGAAGUACUUCUUUUUAUUGCACUGCCUCGCACGGUUAUUACCCAUAUGCGUUGUGGAGGCGAAACAUCGCCGGAAAGAGAUUGAAAAUCGAAAGUUGCGAAACAGUUUUUGUGCGAUUGUGAAGAUCAGAGAAGGUGUUGUUGUUUAUUGCUCGAGAGAUACCGAAGGAAUUUUCCUGGCCACGGCUAAUCAACGGUACACACAUACAAUAGAGUGACAGAUUACAGCAGUGAGGAAAAUAUUGUGUGGACUAGUGUGGUUUGUGUUUUCAGCUUCGACCCUCGCUACCGAUUCGAAGCGAAGUUUUGUCUGUGUUUCGCUGUCUCCAUCCAACAGCGUUGAAUAAAAACAACUGCCUGAAGUUCAAAGCUAACGAUGGAUUGUGUGUUAAUUAUCUGAUUGGUACUGAUUCAAGCAUACGACCCUUAGCGACCAUCAAUGGCAGCCUUCGCAAAGCGAACCGCACUUGAUAGCGCAGAAAACAAGCAGCGAAAUUCCAGGAGGUUUUCGUAAUGACUUCACCGCCAUCGACAUCCCGAAAAGUGCACACUUACACCGAAGCACACGUGAAGUAAAAAAAGAUAAAAAAAGUUGCAAAACCGGAGCCACUGAAAAAUAUAUUUCGCGAAACAGGAGAAAACGACUUCUGCAAGCAGCAAAAGCUGAAUAAAAACGUCGUCGGAGAACUUCUCACCACAAUCACCAUCCCGACCUGUGCCCAGUCCAGCCGAUCAGAUUCGAGCGAAUAUCCCAUCUCGCGUACCGAACGAUUGCAUAUAUGAAUAUGUGAAAAUUCCGAUUUCCAACGUUUGAACAGAAGAAAUCCAGUUUUGCUGUGAGCGCGGUCUCUGUCCCAGCUGACCUCCUCUGGUUGUCCGCCCCUGCCGCAGCUCCACCGAUUGGCGAAGAUCAAUUUCGCCAGGCGAGACGGAAACCGGCCCUUACUGCCUUGUGUGUAUGCGGCGAUUCAGACAGGCCAAGCCAGGGCACAUUCUUCCACUGAUUUAUGCAUGCUCGAAAUAAGGCGCAUUUUCAGCAACAGCCCAGCAAAAAGAAAAACAAUAUUAGUGUAGGCAACGAAGAAAAAGCACCAAGACCGGUUGCCGGCUGUAUUGGUAGGGCUUCGCUGGGCAACUGGUUCUAGAUCGGUGGUGGUCCCUUUACGCCACUUGACCCGCCGAGAGGAUCCGAAGUGGGUUCGAACUGGCUACGAGCGAACGGAGUGUUCGUCCGUGGAGGUUCUACAUGACUGCACCGUGCGAUCACGCGGACUGUGAUAUAGCAACUGAUACUGUUCGGUGUGAAAAGAAUGUUUCAAUGUGACUUCACCGCCAAUCAAAAUAGUUUCAUCGGAAUAAUCGAACGGAAAAAGGGUUUGGCUGGCCGAGUGAAAAGUGUGCAAUGCAAAUGAAACCUUUUCUCGAGUUUUGUUUUCAGUAAGCAAAAAAUAAUUCAAUGCGAAACGUGAAUAACAAAGUGAGGCUGUAGGAGUGAAGAAAAACACUACGAAGAAAGUGUAUGGAGUUUAGGAGACAAAAACAGAAAAAAAGUUUAACAGAGUGGUUUAUGUGUGUGCCCGAUUGUUUUUGUUUCCUUUGUCUGUCCAUUAGCUUAGUUUCGGCCGGAGGGCGGUAACACAAGACCAAACAAAAAAAAUUACCAUACCUAGACCGAUCGCAAUUAUUUUCCUUUAGGCGCUUUAGCGGAGUGUAAGAAAGACGGGCUAAGCGCAGCAUAAAAUAGAGUGUGAAGUUAUCGACGACGAUAUUUUAGUUUUGGUAAUCUAUUUUCGAUUGUUUCCGGCUAUUUCGUGCUUCCGAUAGUUCACAGCAGGAAAUUUGGUGCUGGAAUCGGAUCAAAGAAAAAGCACAUCCGUGCCGAACAUCUAGGAAAUAACAGGUUAUUAUCACAGAAGUUAGCAAUGAAAAGCCAACAUACUUCUAUACAUUACACUAAAUGUAUUAGACUACAACAGACACCCGAUUACUAGAAGUGGCAUUGAAAGUGCGCAUCUAGGGAAAUGCUAACCUAAAUAAACGCUCGACUGCUCUACCUGUAGGUAGGCUUGAACCGACACUAGGUGGAUCAAUUUCGCGCCCGUACAAGGCCCCAAGUGCGCAGCAUUGAAAGUAAAACAGUUGAGAUAACAGUGUGCAUCCCGUCAGCAAACUGGAAACCCGACGGAGCAACAGGUUAUUUAGCAGCUGAUCUUGCAAAUAAUGAACCAUUUGAUAAAGGGCUCGGAAUAUCGCAGUUGUUCCAAUUAAUUCACAUUCGCAACACCCAAGCCAGCACACUUGCGAAAGAGCAUUCAAGCGGACGCACCGUUGCGAGCGGUUCAGGUGUGCGCUUUAUCGUGUGACCUAGUGAGAAGCUCUACCCUCCGGUAAUUUUGAGUCUCGACACCAGUGCAACACUUGCUCAGUGCAUCCUAGGAGGGGCAAGUGACGAAAGUGGAAGCAGAAAAUCCGUUCUUAUGAUCGUUCAAACGGGCCAAAGUGGAAAGUUUCCCGCAGCAGCACGAAACCAGUGGCGUCAGUAUGAGUACGAACUCACCCGGAACGCCGAAGAAAUGUCGGCUGAUACUUCAGCAGUGCCUGGCAAUUCAGCUCACCAAACCGGGCAAUCCACCGGAGGACUUCUGGAUGUACGAUAGCGGUUAUACGAUUUUUCAGAAUUUCCUUUCAGCGAACCUGCAAUGCUGGUGGAAUGCCCCACUGGCAGCGGCCACAAAAGUACUAAAAUAUCUUGGCCAUAUCUCGCCCGGGAUGCUACUGAUAACGGCCGAACCAUGUGCCCUGGAAAUCAUCCGAAGUGCCUACGCACGCAGCGUCCUCAAACCACCGGCCACCUAUCUGAUAAACUCCGUAGGUGACAUUGACGAUUGCAUCGUGACGCCAAUAGUGCAAACACAAUUUACGCCACUAACCGAGGCACUAUGCGACGUCAUCAUGGAGCUUACGGCCCAGGGCCAAUCGGCGACUAUCGAAAAUAUUCGAACGCGACUACGGGCAAGAUUUACCCACAUGCAGCAACCUUCGGUCGAGGUGAUCUACGAUACGCUUGUGCAGCUGAUGCAAGAGAUCAAAAUCUAUCAAACUUCAAAGGGUUACUUUAUCGUCACGCCAGAGAAACGACGUAGCAAAUCCAAACCGAUCGAUUACAGCUUUGCAAGCGACGAGAGUACACCGCCUCAGAAGGAAUCAAAGACACUGUUAAUGAGUAGCCACGAGGCGUUGCGUAGUCUGUACGGAGAAAUCUCGACUGAACGCGAUGGUGACCAGACCCAUCAAUGCAUACAAACCAACUUGGCGGAUGUGAUCUGCGGUGGUAAUCCGAAUGACAAAAUCCUCUACCCGCGAAGUAAUAUCAGCAAGCAGAGAAGUGCGUCACUGGCAGGAAGUGCCAAAACGCUGGAACGGCGACACAGCUUGCGAUUGUUUGGCUCUUCAAAAAGGUUGCAGCGUUCCGCGUCCACCCGCAGUCUGUCCAAAAACUAUGCUCAGACAAUAUCAAAAGACAACAACCCUUCGAUAGCGACCAGUUCAAGCUCGGAGAACCAGUCCAAUUGUGAUACAAAAAAACAGGCAUCUUCACCAUCUCUACUGUCUAGGAUUUUCCGACGUAGCACCCGGUCGAAGAGUAAGUCGAAGCAGAUUGAAACAUAUUCGGCUCAGUUUCCACCACCCGAAUGGUUCAAUUCGAAAACUACCCAUCUACAUAGCGUUGGCACACAGACUGUAGAUUAUUUGGAAGUCCCAAUGAAAUCCCGCAUGAUGAAUUCCACAUUCUACGACAGCUCGGAUGUGAGUCAACGAUCGCUUUCGCUACCGAGGCGACGCCAUCAUCGACGAAACCUUUCGAGCGAGUCCACAUUCUUCAUAUCAUCGCGCGAUUGCUCACCGGUUCGACGAGGAAAAUCUCCCUCUUACUAUUGUGGCAGUCUACCGCGAUCCAUCCACUCCACACCGGCCAGUUCUGGGUACUACAAGGUAUCUCGGAGUAAGCAGCUAUCAUCGGCAGAGAAGCUGCACAGUAACAGCCAAAAUAAGAUCGAAAACAAAGCUAGUCGUGUAGGUAGUGGUCCGUCCAGUAUCGACAGUGGUAAGAUGACCUACAUAACCUCCGGACCGUCUAGUUUUGACAGCGAGAAACUUUCCUCCACGCGUACGAGCACCCACUCUAGCCUGGAGUCGCACGUUUCUGCUGCUACGGUUACCACCACAAUACAGCAGACAACUACGUCCAGCUUCUUCAUAGCCAACGAUACAAAACCGUCGUAUGUUAACUCCAACGGAUCGAAAGGCACCCCGCCAUCUGCGGUAACCACCACAACCACUAAUGCAUCGAAGAGCAACCAACACUACAAAGGGUUCGAAACAACCUUUGGGUACAAUAACCAGGCCAUCAACACUAGCACAAACAACCAUAGCAAUAGUAGCACUAAUAACAAUAGCAAUCUAGUUAAGAACUCACUUAAUGCACUUUGUAAUGAAGUCAUUACAAACAACAGCAUUUUAGCAAACACCAACAGCAGUAACCUAAAUAGGCUAGAAACAGAACUAUCGAAUGCGAGCAACGAAAUGGACUUCAGUUCUCGGAACGAUCAGCUCUCAGCUUUAAACGGAACGCUUUUAAACUUCAAACUCAAUUCCGAAGCAUCUGCCGAUCUUCACGAGUUGAACAAAUACAACAAAAACAUCAACAAGCAGGACAAUACUCCUAUGAACAAUAGCAAAACGUUGCCAUCGACGCCUCCAGUACAACCGGCUAAUUUUUUCUACAAAAACGUCCUCAAAAACAUACAGCACGAUGCUAAGAACAUAUGCGGCGACCUGGCCACCGAUAAGGACCUAACCGGUUCGAUGGGUGGAAACCUGCAGCACAACGAUCACCAGUCGAAUCUGCGCCGGUCGAAUUCUGAAAUCAAAAAACUCAACUCCACUCUCGAUCUGAAGAAUCAAACAUGUCCCUCGGAGAAGAUCAGCGGUUUGAUCGUUAUGAAGAAGAGCUUGUCCGUUUCCAGUGAACCGAAUCUCACCAACCAGAUGCAGGAAACGAACAAGAUCACCAUUCUGGUGAAAGACUCCGAUAAACCGAACAACUCCGAUCGACGAUUUUCGUUUCAGAACAAGGAAGACCCAAUGAUCGAGGAAAUGUACGACUUUCCUAGUCUCACAGAUCUGAGCUUUAACUUUACGUCCCUCGCGGCUCAGAAGAUUCUGCAGGGAGAUGCCAGCCUGAACAGUAUCGACACCCUGGUUGAGCUGAACAUUAACCAGGAAAAACAGCAGACAAUAAUGAAGCUGAAAAACGAUGCACGAACCAUUGGCCAGCAAGCCCAGGAACCAAGCAAAAUCGUGACUGACUUCGGAAUGGUGUAAUGAGGACGGAAAAGCGAAAGAAUGACAAUCAUACAACAUGAAUAUGUACAUUGAACCGAAGUAUAAGUGCCAAUAUUUUGAAAACAAAAAAGUAUAUCUGUAACAGCAACAUUUAUCUAAGUAUUAUAUGUACCAUUAAAUAGUUGAAACCGUUAAUUAUUUGUAUUAUACUUGCUUAAUUACGCGAUUAUAAUCGCUUACCGUAUCUUUAUUCGAUGAUAAUAAUGAAAAGACGAACUACUUAAAACACGUUUAUUACAAAGACACCGCGAACCGAUGGUUCCCCGAAGCAUACUCUACGGCAGUAAUCCUUGCUAAUUAUACUGAAAGACAAUUAACAGCACCCAUUUACGAAAAAUUGUACAAUCUCGGAACUGUGUAUAAAAACCUCAUGUAUUAUUGCAAACAAUAAAUAAAAAUAAAUAUUAUAAAUGAUUUUCUAAAUCACUCA